This is a messenger RNA of Staurois parvus, 385 nucleotides long. Lineage: Eukaryota; Metazoa; Chordata; Amphibia; Anura; Ranidae. The record is from the annotation of a GenBank genome assembly.
CCUCCAAAUCAUGUGAUUCAGAUGUUCCAAUCCCCUCCAUAUCAUGUGAUUCAGGUGUUCCAAUCCCCUCCCAAUCAUGUGAUUCAUGUGUUCCAAUCCCCUCCAUAUCAUGUGAUUCAGGUGGUCCAAUCCAUUCCCAAUCGUGUUCCAAUCCCCUCCAUACCAUGUGAUUCAGGUGCUCCAAUCCCCUCCAUGGACACAGGUGUAUACAAUCAAGCCCCUAGGCAUGCAGACGGCUUCUACAAACAUUGGUGAAAGAAUGGGUCGCUCUCAGGAGCUCAGUGACUCCAAGCGUGGUCCCGUGAUAGGUGGCCACCUGGGCAAUAAGUCCAUCCGUGACAUUUCCUGGCUACUAAAUAUUCCACGCUCAACUGUUAGUGGGAUU